This is a messenger RNA of Asparagus officinalis (garden asparagus), 453 nucleotides long. RefSeq lists its product as uncharacterized. Bases 1 to 453 code for a protein of 150 amino acids. The record is from RefSeq and is a predicted model, not a curated record. NCBI's taxonomy places the organism in Eukaryota, Viridiplantae, Streptophyta, Magnoliopsida, Asparagales, Asparagaceae. The transcript has a single exon.
AUGCCAUUUGGUGUGACUAACGCGCCAGUGACAUUCAUGAAUCUGAUGAAUCUGGUGUUCUAUGAUGUGCUGGACAAGUUUGUGGAAGUCUUUAUUGAUGAUAUAUUAAUGUACUCUAAGAGUGAAGCGGAGCAUGCAGGGCAUUUGUGGUACGUAUUGAAGACCAUGAGAGAGCAUCAGCUAUUUGCCAAGGAUAGUAAGUGCCAGUUCUGGCUAGAUCAUAUAGCAUUUUUGGGACACGUAGUGUCAGGAGACGGCAUAUCAGUGGAUCCAAAGAAAGUAUCUACAAUGAAGGAUUGGCCUACCCCUAAGUCGGUGACUAACUUUAAGAGCUUCCUGGGAUUAGCUGGUUACUAUCGUCGCUUCAUCAAAUACUUUUUGAAGAUUACGAAGCUGAUGACGCGACUUACGAGGAAGGAUAUUAAGUUUGUCUGGUCCGACACUUGUGAGUAG